This is a messenger RNA of Porites lobata, 4481 nucleotides long. The record is from the annotation of a GenBank genome assembly. Lineage: Eukaryota; Metazoa; Cnidaria; Anthozoa; Scleractinia; Poritidae.
UCCUAUUUUUCUGCUUUGAUCGGCCAUACCGAAGAGAAUGAAAGAAUUUUACAGUAUAUUAGUUUAUCUUUCACUGUUGAUUCUGCCAAACACCCGGCGAACAAGCGGUAGUAACGUGGAAGAGACGUCAGAACGGUACAAAAUCGACGGCAAGAUCACAAUUCAAGGUUUUAAAUCGUCCGGUACGUCUUGAACUUUGUUGAUUUGGAAAUAUGUUAAAUCAGCUAGCGUUAGCCAAAACAGUUGAUUCUUUGAAUCCCGUAUUUUAUCUUUUACACCUGUACUUUCAUUGGCUGGGAUGCAUGACGCAAGAAUUUUUCUUGCUGAUAUCAAUACGAUGGUCAUUUAGGAGCUAGCUUCCAAUCUAGAGAUCGGGCUAACAGCAUGCGCAUGUUGCCACCUUCACUUCAGUGAAUAAUUUUUAUCUAUUUCCAAAGCACAAGCCUAAAGUCUGUGGUCUUUGGCAAAUUCUUCUUCUUCAAAGUUCUAAUUGUGUGAAGAAAAACUCUUCAAGCUUUUAAGUAGCCAGGUACAUUGAUCGCAGCCACCAUCUUGAAAAGCCAGGGAAAAGAUUAUUUUAAACCCAUGAACCUCUCCCUUAAAAUCAGUUUUUCACUGGUCCCAACUCUCUGGUAGUAUUAACGUCCAAGAUGGCGGGAUAACGUCACUCCUGAAAACAAAUCAUGGAUCGUGCUCCAACAUACGCCUGCUUUACAGGCUAGCAAUUUUAGACCAUUUUACUGUUGUGGGCUUAGUAUCUUAGCCUUUGAGUGAACGUUAGGCUGAGGUUGAUCUUGAUACAAAUCUCCUUCCUUUUCUUAUGGAGAUUAUUUUUUUAAAAAUACUAUUCAGCAUAACAACGACAUGAUUUACAUAAGAAAGCAACAAGGGUUUUAUCAAAACUAGUUCAACUCCAGCCACAUUUCCACCCGUUACUGUAGUGGGCUAUAAUAUGGCAAUUAUGUGAUCAUCUCAAAAGUUUUUGGGAUGAUAGUCACAGUUAAGAAAAUUGGGAUGAUUUCAUGCAAGUCAGCUGAUCAUUUUUCAAGUUUUGCUGCUCUUCUUUCUCUCUGGCAAAAAGUUUAAGGAAUGUCAGUUGCAAAACUCACCCAAAGGUUAUUAAAUCAAGUUAGAUGAUUAAAUUUCAAUUGAAAAAAGUUGUCACCUUUUUCUUUCUUCAGACUGGAUUUCUCAAACCAGAGUUAUUGUUGAUGGUGGAAACUACAUUGGGUUUCUUAAAGCCGAUGGCAGCUUCACUGUUAACGAUGUCCCUGCUGGAUCUUACAUAGUAGAAGUUUUGUCACCAAAUAACAUGUUUGAACCUGUUAGAGUUGACAUCAGUGGUAGAGCAAAGGGAAAAAUAAGAGCGAGAAAAGUGAACUUUCUUCAGAAUUCAGCAGUUGUUACUCUUCCGUACCCUCUUAAGUUCAAAGCCAAAGAACCAGCUCCCUUCUUUGAAAAACGAGAACAGUGGAAAGUUACUGAUAUGCUUUUCAAUCCCAUGGUAAGUAAGUCAUAAGCAGUAGUAGUGAGUACAUGUCCUCCCUACUUUUGAUGGUACCGUGAAAUUCCGAAAAUAAGCCCUUGGGCUUAUAUUUUUCAAAGGCCCUUUUUGAGGGGCUUAUUUUUGGAGGGGCUUAUAUUCGGAGGGGCUUAUCUAUGGAGGGAAAUUUGAGUUUCAAAAUCGAUUGGGCUAGCCUUAAAGUUGGAAGUAAAUUUACCAUUUUUGCUUUGUUUUACUUUGUAUUUGAGGGCAAUUUUCCAAGUACAAGCCCCUGGGGCUUAUAGUUGGAGGGGCGAUUUAAUGGAGGGGUUUUUGCGUUGCCGGUUUGGGGGGCUUAUAUUUUAAGGGGCUUAUACAUAGAGGGGCUUAUUUUGGAAUUUUACAGUAACUCUGUAAACUGCGUGCUUCAUCAUUUGUGACCAGCUCUAUGGUAGCUACCGCAAAGUUUUGAUGCAGACAGUUAAAUAAUUAUUUAGCAAUUGCUAAAAUCAGUUUCACAUGUACCACAGUGGCCAUAGUUUACACAAGGUAUCCUUAUUUCCGUUGCAUAUUACACUUAAGUAUUGUUUCUCCCCUUUGUGCUGCUAGUUUCAUCACUGGGUUACCCCCCACUCCCCCACCAGUAUGUCGUCAGUGCCCAUUUAUACAUUUGGCUGAAGAGAUCAAAGGGAGGGCAAGUUUCUUGUCCAAGGAAACAACUCAUUGGCAAGGCUCAAUUCUAGACUGGCAGGGGUAGUUUGCAGAAUGCUGUAUGACUGUGAAGUUUAGUGAUUAGGGUUAGGAAACUGCUUUUGAGUCAUACAUUCCAGAUCAGUUCACACUGUAUAAUGACCCCAACUGGAACUUAAUUCACACAGUUUUUGUUACCGUAAUCACAAUUAAACAUCAGAGUCAUUUUGAUGCCGUUCGGCAUUCUGCAAAAGACCCCUACCAAUGCCAGACAAGUCAUACAAAGUGAUAACUUUUCAGUCAGCAGGCCCCUAUAUUACAUUGAACCCUAAUUCAAAUGUGAAAACUUUUGGUAAGCUAAAAGAAGAGAACAGAAAGGUCAAAAACUCUUGCUAUGAGUGAUAACUGUAACUGUUGAUUUCAGGUCCUGAUGAUGGUGUUGCCACUGCUUCUGCUGUUAGUUCUACCUAAACUUAUAAAUAGUCAAGAUCCAGAGACUCAAAAGGUACAGAAAUCAAAUGUACUGAAUUAAGAUGGCAUCCACCUGGAAAUUGAGUAAUUUCAACUUUCAGUGGACGAAAACCUUGUACCAGAAUAAUUUAAACAAUACCACUAACUUCUCUUUUACAUUUUUCAAGGGCUAUAGAUAUAAUUUAUUAUUUCAUGUGUAAGAUAUCAUUUUGUUAAAUUAGGCUCCCAUAAGAAAUUUUCUUUUAGUGUUAUUACAGAUAACUAAUUACAUGUAUAGCCCUGGAGAAAUACAAAAAAGAAUGCAAUAUUGUUUAAAUUAUUCUGGUACAAGGUUUUUGUCCACUGAAAAUUAAAAUUACUCAAUUUCCUGAUGGAUUCUGUCUUAAUACUAUUAAUAGUAGUGAUAACAAACUGACCUUAUUUUUUUACUGACUCUAUACGUCCCUAACGUAUGUCGGCACCAAGAAGACAAUCCCGAGAGAAUCCUACACAGGAUUGCACCUGAUUUCCACCAGGGUGUGUGAGCAGGAAAAGAUGCUUUGCAUAAACGGUGCCAGUAUUAUACUACAACAUGAGAAAUUUCUGCAAUUUGAUUGGCUUAGAGCAGUGGUAUUUCAGCUUAAUUUGAAAUACCUACAUGUGAAAAUUACAAACCUUGUGGGUAGUAGUAUAGACAAAUAAUAGCAUGACUUGUACGUGAUAUUUGGCAUAAAUACGUAAAACAGUUUUGAAAUAACACUCAUGGUAUUUAUGCCAGAUAUCACCACAAAACCUGCUAUUAUCUAUACUAAUAGUUCUACUGAAUACUGGUACUGCAGCCCACCUAGCCUAAAUACCGGUUACAGAAAAUAGAAAUUAUACAAUAAUUCCUAUUAAGGCCUUUUACAAAUGUUCUUAUAAUCCUUUUUCUCGUAGGAAAUGCAGUCAUCAAUGAACAUGUUCAAUCAGUCCAAGGAUUUACCAGACAUCUCAGACUGGUUUGCAAAAAACUUCUCUUCUGGUAGCAGAAAAAAGACCACAAGUAAGCCUGCACCAAAAAAACCUGCAUUGGCAAGUUCAAGAAGGCGCUGAUUGGUAAAGUAAAACAACCCUUUCACCUUAAGUUCAAUGUUGAAUUUCUCCUUUCUUGUGCUAGCAAGUUCCUUUCAGAAACAGUGUGGAGAGAUUCUUUGUCCAUUAACACUUCAAUUGAACUUUUAAAUUAAAUACUAUGUACAUUGACUAGUCUUAUGCCAUACUCUUUUAGAAAAGUGAGAGAACUUGAGGGAUUUUUAAACGUGUUUAAUGAAUUGCCAUCUUUUGGUACAUGCGAGCCUGUGCUAAUGUAGACCUCUGUAGCUUGUAUGUUUUGUUUUCCCAAUAGAGAUCCCAGGGGAACUUGACCCUUUGUCUUUUCAUAAGUUAUGCAUAGAUAUACGCUUAAUAAGACGAAAUUUGAAAGAAACAGUUCUCUAGAGUAUUAUCACAUAUUGGGAAAACAAAACAUAUAAGUUAAAUAGGUCUAUUGAAACAAGAUUGAACGUUGUAGGUAAUUUUCAUUCAGUUAUUCUUAAACAAUGUAAACACUUCUUUGUAUGUACAAAUGUAUUAGUAAUUUAGCGGAUUUUAGCUGCCAAAGGUUUAUAGUACCCUUUCGAUUCAAUUCAAAAAACUUUUGGCUAAACAAUCUAAUCCAAGCAUGAUAAACUCCUUUACAAUAGCCGGAUUCCUCCUACAAGAUCUACCCUAUUUGUUCAAAAGUUGGACCGUGCUAUUCGUUGGCUAAUGUUAUGUCAUUCAUGUUAAGUUAUGAGUUGUUUUAUUCAAAAUAAUGAUAAUAAUACUACUAAUAAUAAAU